Molecule: messenger RNA, 3963 nt
Organism: Lytechinus pictus (painted urchin)
Lineage: Eukaryota; Metazoa; Echinodermata; Echinoidea; Temnopleuroida; Toxopneustidae
Product: nostrin-like
Exons: 15
Coding region: 303-1985 (560 amino acids)
Cellular component (GO): cytoplasm; plasma membrane
Molecular function (GO): protein binding
Source: RefSeq, a predicted model, not a curated record
GUUUAAACAUGGCGUGAAAUACUUGAGGAGUGUACUAUAAACCCAUAAAGGUAUUGGAUCUUGCCUAAUUCAUCUAACAUGAUCACUGAAAUCAGCCACGACAUAACGGACACAUGAUCAUGUUUAUAAACCGGGUGGAAGGAAUUUUAUGGUUGGACCUUAAUUCGUAUGAACAAUAGACGAUGUGGUGACCAUUUGAUUAAUCGCCACGCCUUAAUUAAGCAGCAUCAAAUAGGUUUUGAUUUAGGCUUAUUUGACUGCAGUUUGAAAUAUUGCAAAGGGUUCAUAAACGGUAUCAGCUGAUGAUGGCGGUCGCCACGGAGCAAGUCAACUUCACAACAGCAUUUGUGGAUACCGCUGGCUAUGAAGAGCUGAGGAAACACAUACGAGAAAGCACCGAAUUCACCAAGGAACUUGCACUUGUCUUAGAAGAAAGAGCUGAAGUAGAAAUUGCAUAUGCUAAGCUUCUCAACAAACUCACUGUCAAAGCCAAUAAAAUCACGAAAUUAAAAUCUGGGACACUUUGUGCAGCAUGGAGUAUUCUUUGUGGGCAAUUCGACGCAGAAGCUACUAUUCACAAAACUGCAGCAGAAACGAUUAUAAAAGACAUUCAGAAACCGUUAAAGAAAAUGUCGGAACAGCAAGCGAAGAGCUACAAAGUGUUUGAAGCGCCUGUUGAUAAAGCAGUGAAGUCUAUGAAUGAUUCGCGUGCUGAACUCAUGAAGAAACGGAAAUCUGUAUACAGUAAAUCAAAAGAUUCGCAGGUUUUAGUGAACCAGGCGAGCAAUCCAAACAACUCAAAAGGGAAACCUCUUUCAGAUAAAGAAAUGUCAAAGCUGAAGGGUAAGAGUCAGAAAUCAGAAGAAGGUGUGGCUAAAUCUGAGCAGGAGUAUAUGAAGCAGUUAAUGUUAGCUGAGAAGACUAGGCAGGAUCAUGAGAUUUCUCUAGUCGAAGCUGCUUCUACUGUUCAAAAACUUGAGAUAGAACGAAUCAAUCAACAAAAAUCACUACUCAAUCUUUACACCCAGACCAUCGUAAAUAUGACGCCUAAAAUUAAAACGUGUUGUGAUCAAAUAAACAGUGCGCUCUCUGCUGUUCAACCAGAAGAUGACGUCAUCGCUAUCGCCAAGGCUAAAGGGAAGCCCCCUCAACCAACAUACCAACUCCUCAUGGAUGCCUACCAAGAAGAGAUUGGUAAUGGUAUGUCCCUGAAUCAACGCAAGACGUACGUAGCAAGGCAGAUCAAACUCAUUGAUAAUGAGAUAGCCAAGGAGGAAAAGAAAAGGGAUGACAUCUCACGGAACCAGAAGAACAGUAGUGUCAAAUCAACCAAAGGUGUCCAGACUGGUAACAUACACAUACAAAUCAUGCAUUGUGAUGAUAACAUAAAUAUGUUGACAGCGUCUAAGUACAAGCUAUUAGCUUCUAUCGCUGAGAUGGAUGGCAAGCAAAGACCAGUUAGUGGAAUGGCUCAAUUCAUACGAAUCAAUAAAGAUAAACAGGGGACAACAGUUUCGACCCUCCAUUACCCCCGCACCAACGCCCCUGAGAGGAAGUCGACACGUAACAUCUCCGCAGUACCGUCUUUGGCGAUCGUUACUGUUGCCGCUGCAGCUGCUCCGGUCGCUGCUGCAGCUCCUGGCCCACCAGGAGCCGUAGCAGCCUCUGCUGUGGUAGCGGAGAAGGCUCCCGCUCCCGUGCCUCCUUCUGGAGCUACUGCGGCUCCACCACCACCUCCACCAGCCUACCAAGUGUCAGACACGACAAGGGUGCUUGGACAGUGCACUGCCAUUUAUGACUAUGACGCCACAGAUGAGGAUCAAAUUGAUAUUAAAGAAGGUGACGUCAUCAAUAUUGUUGAGAAAGGUGAAGAUGGUUGGUGGAAAGGUGAGAGGGAGGGUAAGAUAGGUCUCUUCCCAGCUUCCUACGUCAAAGGAGAUAUGGACAACGACAAGGAUAAUGAUGAUGGCAACGAUCAGGUGUAACCGAUGUCCUUAUCGCUAAAGCCUUAAAGGGAUACUUCAGACUAAGUUGCUUUGAACAGAUAGAGUAAAAUCGGACAGACAACACACUGAAAAUUCCAUCAAAAUUAGACAAGGAACGACAAAGUUGUAACAAAGGUUUUACUUAUGUCCUCAUGAAUAUGAAUGACAGAGCUGAUAAUGUCAUAUCCCCACUAAUUCUUUUGUGUUUCAUUUUUAUACGAAAUUAUGUUAAUUCAAAUAUUAUGCUCCAAAUAAUGUUAAAAUGUGAUUUACUAAUGAUUUUCUUUGUUAGAUAACCUCUGUUGAACUUUGUUAGACACUCGUAUGAAAACAUGAAAUAAUUUUGAUUGCAUUUGAUAAGCUUGAAAUUUUAAUAACUUUGAAUUUACCCUAUCAUAUGAUAUAUCAAUUUUAGCUCGGAGUACCCCUUUAACAGUAAGGAGCGAGGUUGGAUCAAACCAGCUCCGACCCUUCUACGAUCAACGACUUUCUUAAAUAUUUAAUGUUUUUUAUGGUUAUGGCCAGUGUCAAGUAAUUGAUGGAAAUAUAUUGUUGGUAUAUCAGUAGGUUCAAGAGAAGAAAUGUCAAAAUGUAGUAAACCAGUAAAGAUUUAUCAUUGCAUCAAAUACAAUUUAUGAAUAAAAUUGUUUCGAAUGAUGUAAUUUAAAAAGAAAGCAUAAAACAUUUAAAUAAUGAGUAUAUAUAUGAUGUAUAUCAUUAUAUCAAUCGCGAUGACAACCACUAUGAUUUUAAAGUAUAGAUGGGAGGGGGGUGGGGACAUGGUACAAAAGUGAAGAAAAAUGAGGAGCAAGAAGGGUCAUCAAAGAAGAGUAUUAAAGAUGUUUGGGUUCAAUCUAUGUUUCCAAAAAAAAUGGAAAUGACGGGAACAUUUAAUACAUUAUUUGGACUGCAUGAGCAAUUUAUUGACUAAUGUUUUCAUAAAGAGUUUUUGCGCACUGAAGCCCAGCGCAUUAUGCGAUCCAAUGCGAGCCGAUUCUUUAAUAAAUCGUAUUUUUCAAUUAAUGUGAAAGUUCCAAGAAGUGAAAAUUUUGCAUUAAGUUAGGAAUGAUAAAAUCAUAAUUUUCCUUUGCGGCAAGCCCUGUGGUCGGAGUAAAGCCCAAAUCGGUUUCAAUUUCGAACUAGACGGAAUUUCAAUUUCAGUAUUCCUACCACCUUGACCACUAUUCUGAACUCUGAUCGCUUGAAUUUUAUUGGUUGGAAUGUUCAUAUCAAGUGUUAUUAUAAUUUCUCUGAAAUUCGGAUCGCAACGAAUCGCAUAGUGUGCGCCUGGUUUUGUAUAGCGUAUUUCUUCUUUAUUAUUAUUAUUUAUAUACACAUGCAUAAUAUUGAUACCCAAUAUUUUUUUCUUCUAAUUUUCAAGGUGGAUCCACACUUACCAUGCUUACAAGCACUGCCGGAUUUUCAUAUACUCUAUACUUUAAAAUGUUAAUCCAUUAAUUUGUAUCUGAUUUAUAUUACUUUCAUUACUUUGUGUCAUGUUUUAUUGGAAAUGAAAUAAAGAAUUGAAUUUAAUAGAAUAAGCGAUAUGAGAAGAGACAUAUUUAGUUUAUGUUUGAACUCUGGGGAGAAAUUUGAAUCAGCAAGGAAAUCGGAUGGCCACGUUAUUGAUCUUUUUCUUAUCAUAAAAUUGCAAAACUUUGACUUAGUUAGGAAAACCAUUUAAGAGAAACGUAAGGUUUAUUUUGCACUCAUUUUAUUUGUGUUUACAUUAUUUGAUUAAAAGCUUGAUGCCUAGUGAGUUCUCUAUUGAAUUGAAAUGAGCAUACUAUUCAAUCAAAAGUCAUCGAUUGCUCUUCAUGUAUAAAACUUGAAAUAUUUGGGAAUGGGACGGGGGCCUCGGGUGACUUCCUUCUUUUACCAGGCUCCGCUGUGCACAACUCUUUCAUCAAUACCAUUCUUUUUUUCUCUCCUUUUUUAUCAUUUGAAAAAUAAAUUUUAGUUAGUUACACCCCCUGAA